Molecule: messenger RNA, 3322 nt
Organism: Emiliania huxleyi CCMP1516
Lineage: Eukaryota; Haptophyta; Isochrysidales; Noelaerhabdaceae
Exons: 12
Coding region: 17-1588 (523 amino acids)
Molecular function (GO): 3-dehydroquinate synthase activity
Source: RefSeq, a predicted model, not a curated record
CUUCAGGCUGCUCGCCAUGUUCGACGGCCCCGGGAGCUUCUUCAGGCUGCUCGCCCUGGGUCUUUUGCUGCCUCAGACCCGGGCCUUUAUCGCCGGCACCAGCGCCGCGCACCCUCCCUGCGGCGGGCCACCGCCCUCGGCUCGCCGAAUAGCCGCCGUCCGUGCCGUCGUGCUGGCGGAUGAAGUCGUUGCUCCUGCAAGCCCGGAUGAGCCACCCGGUGCCGGGCAGCCCCAGCUGCUGGCCGGCAUCCUGCGCGCCGGGCUCCAGCGCGCUGCCGACGACCGUCGCCGCGUCGACGAGCUCGUGACCCACUUCGAGUACGACGGAGCCGUUGACGUGCCCGCAGAGGGCCGGCGUGCGAGCGGGCAGGGCGAGGUGAAGCGGCUGCUGACGGCGCUGUUCGCCGACAACGAGGUCGGGACGAUCGAGGUGGACUCGGACGGCGCGUCCGUCCUCCUCUCGCUCCGCGACUCGACGGACCGCCGCCGCACCCUCCGGCUGCUCGCGACGGGGCGAGGCGGUGCCUCGCGAGGCGGCGGCGCGAGGCACGGGCCAAAGAUCGCAGAGGUGGUGGUCCACGAGCUGCUCGACGGCCCGGCCGCGCGGGCGGAGAGCGUGUUUGGAGGCGGCGGCGCCGUCGUGUCCGAGGAGCUGCUGCGCCCAAAGUGGGAGACCUUCGACGGGCGCGUGCGGCAGCAGAUCUGGCCCGACACCGACCUCUUUGCGCGGGGCAACCUCUUCCUCAAGGAGAAGCUGGAGCUGACGACGGGGCGGCUCAUCAUGGUGGUCGACUCGGCGGUGAUGGAGCUCUACGGCCCGAAGAUGGAGGAGUGGGCGGAGUCGGUCGACCUGCAGCUCGAGCUCAUCGUGGCGCACGCUAACGAGGACCGCAAGAGCCUCGCCACUUUCACCUUCCUGCUCGACGAGCUCAAGCGCGCGGACCCGCUCCGCCGCUCCGAGCCCGUCCUCUGCGAGGCGCGCCCCGCCUGGAGCGUGAUGAUCUAUGACUCUGUCCUCCGCCGACACGGGAGGGACAGCUCACUGUCAAAGGCCUCGAUCGCCGUCAUGAAUGCGCGUGGCUCUCCAGGCGUCCUUACCGACACCGCCGGCUUCGCGUGCGCCUGCUGGCGGCGCGGCAUCCCGUGGUGCCGCCUUCCCACGACGCUGCUCGGCAUCGUCGACGCGAGCAACGGCGUGGGCCACUUCUACUCGCCGCUGCACACCUUCAUCGACACGAGCUUCCUCGACACCGUCUCGCGCCCCGACAUCCGCUCGGGCUGCGGCGAGAUCAUGAAGGCGGCCAUCAUCCACGACGCGCGCCUCUACGAGCUACUCGACGCCCACGGCGAGGAGAUGAUCGCAGCAAACUUCCGCGGCUCGCCCGAGGCGCGGCGCGCGCGGGACGAGAUUGUCGUCCACCGCGACGGGCUGCUGCGCGCCCCGCUGCCGGCGGGGAUCGGUCAGUGCGAGUACGUGGACGAGAUCGACGACGGCGAGAUCGACGCUGCGUUCGCCCGCCUCACCGCCUUCACGACGGAGCACGCCGACACGGUCUGGGACAUCUCCAAGUCGUUCGCCGCCGAGUGAGCGGGAGAGGGCGUCCUGCCGCCUUUAGUUUCUCUAGCCAAGCGCCUCCUUUCGCGCUGAUCGACGCGCUGCGCGCUCCUCUUGCAUAUAUGCUACGUGAUUGCAUGGGGGGAUCGUCGCAUGCGCCAUAGCCCCGUGUGGGGGCAUGCAUCGGGGGCCAUGCGAUGGCGUGGCGCGGGGCCGGGGCCGAGGGUCCGCCGCAGCGCCUCUCUCGCGGCGCGCGGCCCGGCGGCACGGAUCUCGGUUCUCGCGCGCCCGCGCCGCCCGCGCCCGCCGCGGCCCGCGGCGGCUGCGCGGCGCGCCGGACCCACGCGGUGUUUUUUUUGGGUGUACUCGUUGUGGCUCUCUACACUGUGUUGCGGUGCAAGAUAAAUACAAAAAUAACAUUGCGGCGGGCACGCGGUCCCCCCGGGCGCACCACAGCGGGGCGCAACCGCCACAGGCCACAGGGGGUUGGCGGGCGCGACUUUGCAGGUCCAGGUGGCGUGGCCGUGGGGGCGAUCUCUAGACCGCCUCGGUCCCAAGGCUGGCACCGCCGCGCUCAGCCGAGCCUUUGCCGCACGGGGCGCCUCAAGCCAGGCAGCGACUGGCGGUGCAGCAGCGGCGGCAGCUUGGCCGACGCCCACUGCUCGCGCACCGCUUGCUCGCACCUGCAGACAGUCGGUGCGCCAGCAGGCAGGUGCGUCGCAGCAGGUGCGGCGGAGGGGGCGAUGAGAGUGGGCAAGGAAAGGAAGGAGGGGAGGCAACCAGCUGGAGGGCGGGGCGCGGCUGUGAGGAGGGGCGGGUGGUGAGGGGUGAGGAGGGGCUGUGAGGAGGGGCGGGAGGUGUCUCACCCGCCCUGCCAGCCGAGCGACUCGGCCAGCAGCGAGCGCCGCUCCCGCAGCGUCGGUCCGGCGGGCAUCGAGCGACGCCGGGGCGGCUCGGAGGCGGAACCGUCGCGCUCCCGCCCCCCCGCGCUGCCCGCCCAGCUGUGCCCCUGCCCGCCCGCCUGCCUCCUGCCGGAGAGAGGCGUCUUCCCUCUCCCCGCCACGCCCCCCGCCACACCCCCCGCCACGCCCCCCGCCGCUGCCGGCACGCCCCCCGCGACAGAGAGGGAAACCAUCUCGGAGAGCGGCAGCGCGACGCCGUCCAAGGGGAGCGGGCCGGCAGGGGGCAGGCCGGCAGGGGGCAGGCCCGCGGGGGGGUCGGCGAGGCCCAUCGCAGCGAGGAGCAGGUUGCCUCUCUCCGGGUCGGCGGCGUCCUGCGAGUCGGAGUCGUCGGAGACCUCCUCGGUGUGCUCCGUGAGUGAGGCCUCGGCAGGGUCAAAGGGCUCACGGAGCGACAGGCGGCGCUCGGGUUCGCUGGCCUCGCCGCCGUCGCUCGCUCGGCGCGUCGCCGCCGAGCUGCUGGGAGAGCUCGACGACGUGGAGAGCGAAGACGCGUACCCUGAAACUCGCUUCCGCAUCUGGGGGCGGGGAGGCGGCCUCUCGUCGUCGCACGCCUCAGACUCUGACCACUCUGGGUCGCCCUCGGAGGCGUGGCUCACGCGCUUCUCGAAGCUCUCUCGCAUCGACAGCACCCAUCGACGGUGCCGCGCGGUCGCCUCGUCCAGGCUGCUUGACGAGCGCCGCUUGAGUUCGGCGUGGGUGUCGGGAGAGGUGCGGCCGGAGCUCUGCGAGGAUGAGCUGGUCGCCCGGAGAUCAAAAGACUGGAGGAAAGCCGGGUUCAUGCCGGGCAACAGAGCGCACGCCAAAA